This is a messenger RNA of Balaenoptera ricei (Rice's whale), 3920 nucleotides long. It is a transcript of the gene CSTF2T, whose product is annotated as cleavage stimulation factor subunit 2 tau variant. Gene Ontology annotation, molecular function: mRNA binding. Gene Ontology annotation, biological process: mRNA 3'-end processing. Gene Ontology annotation, cellular component: mRNA cleavage and polyadenylation specificity factor complex. The transcript has a single exon. The coding region runs from base 213 to 2138 and encodes 641 amino acids. Lineage: Eukaryota; Metazoa; Chordata; Mammalia; Artiodactyla; Balaenopteridae. The record is from RefSeq and is a predicted model, not a curated record.
AGCCUCAGUGAAGGACCAGGGGCAGAACGCCUUAAUUUAGUUAGUGGAACGUAGAGGUGCAGAUGCCCCGGAUUUGCGGAACGAUUCAAGCAGAGUAAUGCAGUUUCUGCCCGGAUUUUGAAAGCCGCUUCCGUUGCGCGGCGGAAGUGUGAGUCGCAAGAGGACGACUCGGGGAAGAAUCCGCUCUCCGCUGUGUGUGCACAACCGGAAUCAUGUCUAGUUUGACGGUGAGAGACCCGGCAAUGGAUCGAUCACUGCGUUCCGUGUUCGUGGGGAACAUUCCGUAUGAGGCAACUGAGGAGCAGUUGAAGGACAUUUUCUCCGAGGUUGGUUCCGUUGUGAGUUUCCGGCUGGUAUACGAUAGAGAGACGGGAAAACCUAAGGGUUAUGGCUUCUGCGAGUACCAAGACCAGGAGACCGCGCUUAGUGCCAUGCGGAACCUUAACGGGCGGGAGUUCAGCGGGAGAGCGCUUCGGGUGGACAAUGCUGCCAGUGAAAAGAACAAGGAGGAGUUAAAGAGCCUAGGGCCUGCAGCGCCCAUCAUUGAUUCACCCUAUGGGGACCCCAUCGAUCCAGAAGAUGCCCCUGAGUCAAUUACCAGAGCAGUCGCUAGCCUUCCCCCGGAGCAGAUGUUUGAGCUGAUGAAGCAGAUGAAGCUCUGUGUCCAAAACAGUCACCAGGAAGCUCGAAAUAUGUUACUUCAAAACCCACAGCUGGCUUAUGCGCUGUUGCAGGCGCAAGUAGUGAUGAGAAUCAUGGAUCCAGAGAUUGCUCUGAAAAUUCUGCAUCGCAAAAUACAUGUCACACCACUCAUCCCAGGCAAAUCUCAAUCCGUUUCUGGCCCUGCCCCUGGCCUUUGCCCAGGACCUAAUGUUCUGCUGAACCAGCAGAAUCCUCCAGCCCCUCAGCCUCAGCAUUUGGCCAGAAGACCUGUGAAAGACAUCCCUCCUCUGAUGCAGACCCCUAUCCAGGGUGGAAUUCCAGCCCCGGGCCCAAUUCCAGCUGCAGUUGCUGGACCUGGCCCUGGCCCUGGCCCCUUAACUCCUGGUGGAGCAAUGCAGCCCCAAGUUGGAAUGCCAGGGGUUGGUCCAGUGCCCUUAGAGCGGGGGCAGGUGCAGAUAUCAGAUCCUAGAGCUCCUAUGUCUCGUGGACCCAUGACUGCUGGUGGCCUACCUCCUCGAGGACUGUUAGGGGAUGCUCCAAAUGACCCACGUGGAGGAACUUUGCUUUCAGUCACUGGAGAAGUAGAGCCCAGAGGCUAUCUUGGCCCACCACAUCAGGGUCCUCCAAUGCACCAUGCGUCUGGUCAUGACAGCCGGGGCCCUUCCUCACAUGACAUGAGGGGAGGGCCAUUAGCAGAUCCCAGAAUGCUCAUUGGAGAACCCAGAGGACCCAUGAUAGAUCAAAGGGGUCUACCUAUGGAUGGUAGAGGUAGCAGAGAUUCUCGAGGGAUGGAGACUCGAGCCAUGGAAACUGAGGUCUUAGAGACACGAGUAAUGGAAAGAAGAGGAAUGGAAACCUGUGCAAUGGAAGCCAGAGGGAUGGAAGCGAGAGGCAUGGAUGCAAGAGGAAUGGAGAUGAGGGGCCCUGGCCCCAGUUCAAGAGGCCCUAUGACUGGGGGAAUUCAGGGUGCUGGUCCUAUUAAUAUGGGGGCAGGUGGUCCUCAGGGACCCAGACAGGUCCCAAGCAUUUCAGGGGUGGGAAAUCCUGGAGCUGGCAUGCAGGGGGCAGGUAUGCAAGGAGCAGGCAUGCAGGGGGCGGGCAUGCAAGGGGCAGGCAUGCAGGGGGCGGGCAUGCAAGGGGCAGGCAUGCAGGGGGCGGGCAUGCAAGGGGCAGGCAUGCAGGGGGCGGGCAUGCAAGGGGCAGGCAUGCAGGGGGCGGGCAUGCAGGGGGCGGGCAUGCAGGGGGCGGGCAUGCAAGGGGCGGGCAUGCAAGGGGCAGGCAAGCAAGGUGGAGGCCAGCCUAGCAGUUUUAGUCCUGGGCAGAGCCAGGUCACCCCACAGGAUCAAGAAAAGGCAGCUUUGAUCAUGCAGGUUCUUCAACUGACUGCAGAUCAGAUUGCCAUGCUGCCUCCUGAGCAAAGGCAGAGUAUCCUGAUUUUAAAGGAACAAAUCCAGAAAUCUACUGGAGCUUCUUGAAAGGUUUUAGAAAAUACUUGGCAGUAGUCCCACAAAGGUUUUCUGUAGCAUAGAGAACGGGUGGGUGCAGAAAGCUGACUUCGUAUCCCCACACUUGAAUGAUUAGGAGUUCCUUCCUCUCAGAACCUAAUCUCAUUUCUUGUAGUCUUCUUAGUUUUUAUUUUUAUUUUUAAUUGUGGGGGAGGGGGAGGGGGGAGUGGGUCUAUUCACUUUAAUUCACUGUAAAUAAUACAAAAAUAACUGAACAUGAUUAUAGUAUACCAAAUAAGAUUACAAAGGAUAUGCAGCAUUGUUAAAAGGGUCUACAAGGUGUUAAGUACAUUUUUAAAAUACUGAGCAAAACAAUGUGAAAACUGCACCUAAAGACUAAAAGAUGACCUGUUAAAAUGGUAAUGUACUAAGAUAGUUUAACAUGUUUGGUUGUAUAAGAAAAUAGAGACGUUUACCUCAAAAUUACAAGAUAAUAGUUUUUGGUAAGCCAUUUAAAACACAGAAUCCUAUUUCAGGGGCAACAGAAUGCUGAAUAGGUUAAGUAUUGUACUGUCUUGGAAUUACUUCAGAAUGUUAGAGCUAAACAGAUAAUUCUCAACUUGUGGUAUUGGAAUUGUUUUUUUUCUGAAGCUAUGCUACCUGAAAAAUCAAGGAAUGCAUCUGAUGUGAUGUUAUUUCAUUUAUCCCAUCCUUCAAGCAAUAUUUUGGCCUGGCCUUGAGACUGACAAUUUUGCUGGGACAGUUCUAGGUCAACGAGGUUACUUAAAUCUGCUCUGAUGAGACUCUCUCUCUCAGUACCUUCCUAUUUCUCAAUAGUCUUUAAGCCCUAAAUCUGAAUCUGAAUAAUUCUCUCACAUCCUUCCCAAAAAUCAGUGUGUAGGAACCAGUUGAUCUGGAUGAAUUAUACAUAGCAUUGGACUUUUCAUAAAUAAUGGAAGGUUUCAUGCAGUAAAGCUCUCUGUUUUCUGGUAACUAGCUUCCAUUACACAGAUCUGUCUGGUCAACCAGAAUCAGGAGUUAAACAUCUUAGUCUCAGCAACAUUUAAAAUGCCUUUUAAUUUUCUUAUUUCAAAAUCUGCUUAUCUGUCACCAUCUUACCAGAAUAACUGAGGCCCAGGUAGGUAAAGAUAUUCUUGUAGCCUGAAAUCUGCUAAAUUGGUUAUUACUUUCCUUUUACAAGUAAUAAAGCCAUUUAAUCCUAAUAUACAUACCCAUGAGACAUACUUAAAAAUCAGUAGGAAAGUGGGGCUUACCACAGUAACUUUAGAUCUACUACUUAAUUUGUCUUUAAGCCUUGAGGAUGUGGAGACAAACAUUUGUGUGACAGAACAAGUAGUAAUAACAGAAGUAUAAACACUUAAAUAACCAGGUGAUCUUACUCAGGAGAAGAAAAGCCAAUACCUAAUUACAGAGGGAAAAAUUACUUAAUACAAAGAGAGAGCAGAGGCUUAGAAAUUGAAUUAUUUUCCCGUUGCAAGGUUUUUACAUCUUAAAAGGAUAAUUCACUCUUUUUAUAAAGUUUACCUCCCUACGAUGUUUCCUGCUACCUAUUUUACUCCUGUUUUAUUGUUCAUACUGUUAACUUCCCCAUGUUUUCUAUAUGCUUCCCCUUAUUGGAGGGGAUAACUCUCCUUUACGUGUAUAGUAGUUCUGGUUAAUACUAAUUCAGAGUUGGCUUGAUUACUUUGAAACUGUAGUUGCUUUAUCUCAAAGCUUUCACUGAAAGGCUCUAACUGAAAACUAUUAACUGUUUUGCUCUUUGUUAUAGUAAAAUCGUACAAUGGAGGCUGA